AUGGAAAAACAAUUUCAACAACUUAUCAUCGAUGAUGCUUCACGUAGCAAAACUAUGAUAAAUCAAAAUUGGUUUAAACAAAAAUCAAAAUUUGGUAAUGCAUUCCAGGAAACUAGAAUGCUAAUUAAUGAAAGAAUAAAUGAAUUAGAGACACGUUACGAGGAAUUAAGCAAUAAACGAAAUAAUUUGGAUGAUAAUAAAACAGAAGAAAAAAUUGAAAUGAAUUUUGAAAUGGAUGAAGUAAAAGAUCAACUUAUGAUUAUGUAUCAUUUAAAUAAGGUGCAAAUGUCUGACGUGAAGAAAAUUCGGCGAAAAAUGGAUAAAGAACGAAAGAAAAAUAAAAAAAAUUUUAUUAAACGAAUGGAAGAUUAUCAACAUUAUAAAGGAUUGCUACAAUUGAUGCAAAAUUGUGAAGUGAGAGAAGCAUUUCGUACAAAAACAAGCGGUGCAAUUAGAUUAACAGAAAAUGAAUUGGACUAUUUGCAUUGGCUAAAUGAAGAAAUUAAUCCAUCAAUUAAUUUGGUUGAAAAUAAUUACAUUUGGCGCAAGAGAGUACGUGAAAGUGCCUUGAAAGCAAUGGAAAUUAUAUUUGGCACAAAUAAAACAAUCAAUGAUUGUUGGACUGGUAAUAAUACGAAACGCUUAUUGGAUCGUAUUAGUAAGUGUGAUUUUUUCAAAGGUCGCACAAUGUGGGUUAAUAUGGCAAUGUUUAAUCGAAUUAAUGAAAGCUCAUUUCCAAUUUUGGGAUCAUAUCCAUAUCCUUAUUAUAAUAAUGAGCAUACAUAUUAUCAAUUUAAUCCUGAAAUGGAAUCAAAUAUCAAAACUUCAAACGAUAAUGAUCAAAGAUUAAGCAGUAAUUCUGCUAGUAAUUCAACUACUCAGCAAAAGAAUACACAAGCAAAAAAAGAAAAUUAUAAAUUCAUAAAAAGAAGCAAUAAACCAGAUGAUUACUAUCUUUGCUUCAAUUAUUAUCCUGCUCGUUUCACUGCAGAUGUUAAUGUACCAUCAGAAUUAGCUGGACGACCACCACCAGGAAUACUUCGUUGUGAUUUUUAA
This is a messenger RNA of Brugia pahangi, 1056 nucleotides long. The record is from the annotation of a GenBank genome assembly. Lineage: Eukaryota; Metazoa; Nematoda; Chromadorea; Rhabditida; Onchocercidae.